Molecule: messenger RNA, 4519 nt
Organism: Xenopus laevis (African clawed frog)
Lineage: Eukaryota; Metazoa; Chordata; Amphibia; Anura; Pipidae
Gene: robo4.S
Product: roundabout guidance receptor 4 S homeolog
Exons: 20
Coding region: 160-3660 (1166 amino acids)
Biological process (GO): cell-cell adhesion
Cellular component (GO): membrane
Source: RefSeq, a predicted model, not a curated record
CUUAAUAACAAAUUCCAAAUAAUUUACCAAAGGCUGAACAGAAGGGGGUAGAUUGCGCAGACAGCAAGGUUUUUCCCUUGGAUGUGAAGAUUUUCUCUUGUAACUUGUCUUUUAUGGAAAGUUACUAUAUUCAAUAAGGAAGAUAUUUUUUUCGUUAUUAUGAUUUUUGCCUACUUUCUUCCAGUUUUUAUACUUUUUCCCUUGGGAUGGUGUUCACAGGUGAGCUACUGUCAAUGUCAUCAGCCAGUCACUAAUGAAGAAUAUGGGCAGGAAGUUACACAUAGACAGACCAGGCAUGUUCAGCAUCAGCGGUCGACAAGAAGGCACCGCAUAAGAGGCUUAAAAUCAGAUGAUUUUCCACCCCGUAUUAUCGAACACCCUUCAGACUUGUUUGUGAAAAAGGACAAACCGGCCACAUUGAAUUGUCGGGCAGAGGGCAAUCCACAUCCCACAAUAGAGUGGUACCGUAAUGGAGAGCAUGUGGAGACCAGCACAGAUGAUAAGAACCAACGUUCCUAUGUUCAGUUGCCAGAAGGGCCACUUUUCUUCUUUAGUCUUAUUCAACGCAAAGGGAAAUCUGAUGAAGGGGUUUAUACUUGUGUGGCUAGAAACCAUUUAGGAACGGCAUAUAGUCGAAAUGCUUCUCUUUACGUUGAGGCUCUGAGGGAUGAUUUUCGUCUAAAUCCAUCUGAUACAGUUGUGGCAGUAGGGAAACAACUUGAGAUAGAAUGUGUGCCUCCAAAAGGACAUCCUGAGCCCAAUGUUACUUGGAAGAAAGAUGGGAUUCCAAUAUACCAUAACAAUAGUCGCUAUAUGAUUUCUGCAGGCAAACUCUCUAUUGGUAAAGCACUAAAGACGGAUUCAGGACUGUAUUCCUGUUUAGCAUCGAAUCAAGUGGGAGAAAGAGAGAGUAAAGCUGCCACAAUCUCUGUACUGGAGAAACCCAUGUUUAUGAAUAGACCCAGUGAUGUGACUGCAAAGUUUGGAAGCACAGUGCAAUUUGGUUGUGGAGCACAAGGAGAUCCUAAGCCCAUCAUCCGAUGGAGCAAAGAAAAAGGAGACCUUCCACAAGGGAGGUAUGAAAUUACCAAUGAAAAUACUUUACGGAUCCGAUCUGUAACCUUAUAUGACUCUGGAAAAUAUAUCUGCACUGCAGAAAACCAGCUAGAAUCAGUAUCGGCCAAGGCAUUGUUGACUGUUCAAGAUCCAUUGGAUACUGGUCAGAUAGAGAGAGAGAAACAAAUACAUAAAGAAUUAAUGGGUGUUCAUGUUCAUUUAGACAACAUUACGGCACUUCCAAGUUCCUCAGUCUAUGUGCACUGGCAGGUGUUAACAGAAUCUCCUUUCACUGAAGGAUAUAGUGUAUUUUACCGCACACUUACUUCUUCUGAUACUGAAUGGACAGAAUGGACAAAGUCUAGGAUCACUGAACACAGCACUGUUAUUCCAUCUCUGAGGAGGGGACAGAAAUAUGAGUUUAAGAUCCGACCUUUCACUGGGAAAAACUAUGGACCUGAUAGCAAUAUUAAACAUCUCAGAAUACCCGAGGAAGUUCCCAAUAUUGCUCCACAGAACAUCAAUGUGACUGCAGUGGAAGGAGGAAACGGUACAAUAGUUGUGAGCUGGGAACCCCCACCAAAAAAUAUUCACAGCGGUAACAUAAAAGGUUAUAAGGUCUGGUGUUUUGAGAAUGAAACAUAUCCUAAAGCAGACUGGAUAGUGGAUGAAGAAACCAAGAGUCUUGAAAUCCCCAUGUUGACUUCCGGGGUUAAAUAUCAAGUCCAGGUAGCGGCUAUAAAUGACGCAGGAAUUGGAAUGCCAAGCAAGCCUAAAUACAUAAUGAUAGACUCACCAGACGUAAAGGAGGUAAAAGAUGAAAAUAUAUAUUUUGAGCUUAUCCUGCAGGUUGUGCGCCAUCCAGCAUUCAUUGGAACUGUAGGAACUGUGGCUUGGAUAUUAUUAAUGGUUGCAGCCGUGUAUGUGUGCCAGCGGCAUUCUAAGCGAUAUAGCAAAAAACAGCACAGCAUAUUAGGAAACAGUCUCUACCGGUUUGCAAGUGAAGAUACUAUAAUAAAGCACAGGAUGGACAUUAGUGAUUCCCCAUGGCUUUCACACACAUGGAAAUCCGCCUCCUGCUCCCGAAACUACAGCAGCACAAUCAGUAUGAACAGCCAAUUACUGUGGUCUGAAACCAAAGACACAUCAGAUUUCAAUAAAUCAACAAUGUCAUUUGAGCGCAAAAGUGAAGGCAGUCGAAGCCAAAUCAUCCCACUGGUGCCAGACAGCAGCAGCAGCUUAUAUGGAACCCUGUAUGUUGACCUUCCAGGAAAAGAUAUGACCACAUUUCAGCGUCCAUCUUCUGACAAAUCCCAAGGCAUGGGGCGAUAUUUUAAAACUCCUGACCCUCUUGGAUUGCCUCAUCACAGGCCAGUGCCAUCAUAUUUGAAUGAUUUCAGUGGCAGCAAUGGCAUGUAUGGAGGCACUAAAAGCAAGUUGCCAUGGCAACCAAAUAUCCACAAUUCUCCUGAUAUCUCACUCAAGGAAUCAUGGAGCAAAAAUUACAAAAAAGAGUUACAACAUGCUAAUAGUGCUCCUUUGUCACCUUAUUGUCAAGCAAUCAAACUGGGUAACAGUGUACCAAGCAUUCAGCAUUUAAACAUCAACAAAGUAGGAAAAGGAGACUAUGCUCAAGUAAUGAAGACUUUCCGUUCUCCUAAAAUCCUCCACUACACCACUUCUCUCCAAGUGAUGGAUCAUCUACCAUAUACACCUUCUCUUCCACCGCCUCCAGUUCCUCCUCCAGAUAAAAAUCCAAUUCAUCAUGACAAGGAUAAAAUCAGUGGUUGCAGUGCCUCUUCAUAUUAUGUGGCCAAUCCAGAAAAGCAGAGCUAUAAAAUCAACAGCAAGAAAAAGAUUCCUCCUGACACACUGAACAUUAAACCGGCGACAGAAUGCUUCUCCUUAAAUGAUGAUGGUGAUAAUGUGUUGACUCCAGAAGAUGUGGCACAAUAUCUUGAACUCAGUGAUCAAGGGGAAAAUACAAGGCAUACAGCAGAAUAUGAUUCUUCCCUUCCAAGGCCCUUUUCACCUCCUCAAACAUAUGGCUACAUAUGCAGCCCGUUACCUUCAGAAGCUGAUGCAGUUGAUGAAGAUGAUGAUGACCUUGAUUUAGAGGACAUCAGUUCAUUAAAGUCUUAUCGCAAGUACUGUGAAACUCCAACCUCCAGUAUCAGUGAAUAUGAGAGCUCUAUGGCCGGAUCUCUUGUUAAUGGCUGGGGUUCUGUUUCAGAAGAUAAUUAUACCAGUGCUAGAUGCAGCAUGGUCAGCUCCUCUGAUGGAUCCUUCUUAAUGGAUGCGAACUUUGCCAAGGCUCUUGCAGUUGCAGUUGACAGUUUUUGCUAUGGUGGAUCUCAAACUGAGACUGCUGGAAGAGAUAAGUUUUAUGCAGAGCUUUCUCCAUCAGUGUCACCUUUGGAUGGCAUAUUAAUGCAACAUAACAGUGAAAAUAUAGAUGCUACCAAAAACAAAUCCAGAGUUAAUCACUUGCCUGUAUUAGACUGGAACAUUGACUGGAUGGAUGAAAUGGAAGCCAAGUACAGCCGGAAAAAUGACAUGAGACAUAACUUUCCUUUUGAUAAAAAGAUGGAUCCUUUCAAGUAACCAUAUCUGAUGCAUCACUAUCACCACUACUGGAAAUUCACUUGAGAGAACCCAUAUCCUGAAGACUGUGGGUGACUGUGUUGUCUAAAUUCCCCAAUAAGAACAUCAGGCAUUACAUCUCUUAAGGGACUGAAGGUUUUUCAUAAAGCCAUGGGUUUUGAGAACAGAAAUGGGGAAGCAAACUGACUAUUUGAUGCAUAAUUAUACUGAUGUUAUCAUGUAAUGGAAUAAAGAUGUUAUUAUUUUGAUAAUAGAAAAUAAGUAAGUAUAAGUAAAAAGUAAGUAAGUAUAAGAGUGUGGAGUACACUUUACUAGAGUUGGGGUAUGAGCAUGUACUUGAAAGGCUCACUAAUGGCUUAAUUUUUGUCAUCCUUCCCACACCUAGCACUUGCAGCUACCCUACCGAAAUGACCCCCGGGUACCUGCAGUUUAUAUUCUGUCUGUUCCACAGAUUUUGUUACAUCCCUUUGUUGAAGGGAUGUAUAUUUCCUGUGCAUUAACAUACAGGGGAUCACUUUAUAGUGUCCUUUUUAAUCCAGUAUAUUUAUACUAACAUAGUACGGAUUACUCUAACAUUUCCAUUAAAUAUAGCAAGACAUUUCUUAAUAUUAUGUCAAUGAGGGUCACAUUUUAAUAAUAUAUUAAUGCUAUCUAAAGCAAAUACAUUAGAUGGUUAAUUUUGUAUUACCAGGUGAUGUGGGCCAUCGCCUCUAGUAAAAUUAAAUGUGUUGCCUUUAAAUUUGGACUUAUUUUGUAGCUAGAAAUAUAUAAAAUAUUUUUAUAUGCUUUUUUGUUGAAACUGGUUUCAUUGAAAUGCCUCUGUUGUAACAUACAGAAAAUAAUAAAUUCUUGUCAUUGA